This is a messenger RNA of Acaulospora colombiana, 3250 nucleotides long. Lineage: Eukaryota; Fungi; Glomeromycota; Glomeromycetes; Diversisporales; Acaulosporaceae. The record is from the annotation of a GenBank genome assembly.
GUUUGCCAUCACAGCGGUCGAAGAAAAUAUGCAGGCAAAAGUUCUCUUCCGCACGUAUAGGCAUUCCAACAAUAUUGCUUCCAACGCGACAGUGAUAGAAGCAAUGAUGGCAACUUGCGCGCUUGUGCCAUACUUCGAACCAAUAUCCAUUGGAACGGGCUUUCAGCGAAAGAGUCAUAUUGCGGGACCACUCUCGUGCAUUAAUCCUGUUCGUGAAGUCAUGAGCGAGGCAUACAACUCGUCUCCUAAUCCUAGUAGCGAGUAUGUAGCUGCCCUGGUCAGCUUGGGUGCUGGUCAUCCGGAGCUAUGGCAGGGCGAAAAACUACUCGAUCCAGAAUUCAUAAUAUCUCAAGCAGUUUCAUGUUGCGCGUAUCCCGAAAUAGAGGAGCAGAUCAAAAAUUGCGCCAACUCCCUAAAGUCAGGACUAGGUAUUGCGACUCUAGAACAGCUGACAAUCAGUCCAAACUUCGUAAUGAGAGACGAGCCAUGGGGCCGACUAAUGGAGGCUCUGACGGAACGCGUUUAUCCUCCUAUUCAGAAGGUUGUAGUGGUUUCUGGAAUGGCGGGAUACGGUAAAACGCAAUUAUGUGCAAAUUUUGAACAUGUUUUAUCGAUCGAUGGGAGCUCGGUAGCGAGUAUUCAAGCCGAUUUAGUCGCACAUGUGCGGAGUAUUGGGCCAGAAUAUUCGCAGGCAUCUUUAGCAGAGGCACUUCGUUUUCUCUGUGACCGUCGCAACCAAAAUUGGUUCCUCUUCAUCGAUAACGCCGACAAUGAAAACUGGGAUCUGUCUUCUUAUAUUCCAGACUGUAACCAUGGGUUUAUUCUGGUCACCACACGCAACCGACACCUGGGUUCUUUCGCCUCCAAACCGGAGUGGCAUAUCGAGCUGGAUGUAAUGUCUAAUGAAGAAGCUCUCUCGGUUCUUAAGCACGGGAAGAUAUCCACAUCUAACGAGGACGAGCAGUUUCUUCCCAAGGUUGCUGCAGAACUGGGGUAUCUUCCAGUCGCGCUUUCUCAAGCCCGCGCGUAUAUGCAAGAGAACCGAUGUAGUGCAAGGGAAUAUCUCGAUCUUUUCAAGACUAGUCGUGGAAAUCUAUUGAACUAUAACAGUCAAGAGCGACAGAGAGCUAACGCGUUCACCUCGUUCUCUAUGUCAUUCAAUCGACUCCCCGGGAAAGCUAAGAAAUUUCUAUACAUACUAUCCCACUACCACUUCAUCGAUUUCCCUCUACAAGCGUUCGCCCUGGCGGCCCAGUCGCAGUUCAAAUUGGAACCACAUGCCCUUCUAUCGCGCAAUGGCCCAAGUUUAGAGUCCAUCAUUCACCUCAGGUACAUCUUCUUCACCGAGGAAAGGUGGACGAGCAGUAGUCAGCAUGAGAUCAUGCGUGCCUUACAGAAUUAUUCAAUGAUUUCAUUCUCGUCGGGCUUCAAAACUGAUCUCUUCCGGAUGCAUCCGUUAUUUCGCGACUGGCUAUUCGAUAACAUCCCGGCUGACCACCGUGCUCUAUCUCUCGCUGCUGCUACCAGGGUCCUGGUGUGCAACUGGGGGACACGUUGGAUGCAACCCUAUCUCGUCCCUCACAUUAUGCAUAUUGUCUCCUUGAAAUUCAUGGAAAAUAUGCAUGUUAACGAUGCGGCAGCUCUUGGCCGAGUCUUACGCGAGGGCGAUCAGCUCAAAGUCAGCAAGAAAGUGUGGAAGGAAGUCUAUAAACGUAUCGAGAAAGUACAAGGUAGCUCUGGGAUGGGAGUUGCAGAUGCUGCACUUGAGCUAGCACACACGUAUCUUGACGAUCCGGUGAGGAUGAAGGAGCUGAGAAGUCAGGCACUGGCGAUUUACCAAGAUACCCUGGGAACGAAUCACGAGAAGACCUACUCUGCACGGGAUUCUUUGGCAAGCACGUACGAACAAAUGACGAAAUUCAGCGAGGCCGAAAAGAUCAAGCGUGAGGUCUUGAAAUGGCGAACCGAGAAAAAUGGAGAAAUGCACGUUGCGACUCUAGAUUCAAUGCAAUCUCUUGCAAACAACUACCAAUUGCAAGGUAAAUACGAGGAUGCAAAAACCCUAUGGAUGAAAGUCUUAAACAGCCGGUCAGCGUUACUAGGAGCCCAACAUAUCGAUACAGUCCGCGCCAUUUAUGGACUUGGAUGCACCUAUCAUAGUCAAGAAGAGUAUCACCAGGCAGAGAGCUGUAUACUGAAUGCUUUAUCAAUAAGAAAGCGCACAAUGGGUGAAGACCAUAACGAUACUCUCCAGGCCAUGGAAGAGCUUGCAUUGAUAUGCUGUUCUUUGCAAAAGUAUGAUCAAGCAAGGCAAUUGCAAGAGAAGAUCUUGUCGGUACGGAGAUGUCGGCUAGGCGAUGACCAUGCAGAUACACUGCGAGCAAUGUCUCAUCUCGUAUCUACAUAUCGCUCUCUUGGGGAGAAAACGGAAUUAGAGAAGCUCGAAUUGGAUAUUUGCGAAAUUACUGCUCGACAACUCGCCAAGAAGAAUCGCGUCAAACUACCCGAAGCUGACCCACAAAUGUCGAAUACAGCAGAGCAAACUACUGCGCCCUCAACGAUAUCUAACGAUGCGAUCAAAGAAGAAGAGUCAACUAUCAACCCUACAUUGAUAGACAUUCCAGCAUCAGGGGUGCCUACCGAACCCACUCAGACGGUCUCCGACCAAGUUACUGAAUCAGUUAAACCGGGGAACCAAACCCAAGAGUUAGCUUCUGAGCAGAAUAAAAGCACUCGACAACGAGACGAGCCCCGGCAACUGCGUCCCCUAAAACUAGUGGAAGCCCGUCGGCAAAGGGCGCAAUUCACGUCACCUCCGGUGCCGCACCAAGAACCGAUCAAGAGUGUCAAAUCGAGAACUAGGGAUGCCGCAGUAUCGGAGCAGAACCCCAGAGUAAGGCCAGUCGCCUCUAAGACGGCUGUUUCUACAAUAGAGACCGCAACCACUAGUGCACGUGUCAAACGGGCAGCACCAUCGCAACCGCAAACAAACAAUGAAAAUAGCAACGGUCUUUGGUCUGGGACGCAGAGGAUUGCAGCUCCAGCGCUGCACGCCUCAGCAAUACAGGCAGGUUCUCAAAGAGCAGCAAAUGCAACGAAGACUUCUGCAUCGGGAGAACGAGUGGUCGAAACAGCCUCAUGUGUACCCCAGCGUCAAAUCGUUAGCUCCUCCAUGCAGCAUCCUACGAUUGCACACUUCCUGGCAGGCGCUUUCGCUUUGGGCCUUUUCUCUUGGUUAGGAAUCGUUUGA